Molecule: messenger RNA, 1568 nt
Organism: Tribolium castaneum (red flour beetle)
Lineage: Eukaryota; Metazoa; Arthropoda; Insecta; Coleoptera; Tenebrionidae
Product: Hydroxymethylbilane synthase
Exons: 5
Coding region: 138-1520 (460 amino acids)
Biological process (GO): heme biosynthetic process
Cellular component (GO): cytoplasm
Molecular function (GO): hydroxymethylbilane synthase activity
Source: RefSeq, a predicted model, not a curated record
UUGUUCACCUCUAUCAGCACUUACGUAGGGCAGAAUGUGAUAGUGGUGAUGAAGCAGUUUUUUUUCAAUAAAACAGCAUGAAAACAUAAUCAUGCGUUUGCGGUAAUUGUUCCUUACUUGAGAGAAAAAGCACAAAAAUGAGUGAGAUUGAGAAAAUCCGGGUUGGAUCCCGGAAAAGCGAGCUGGCUCUCAUUCAAACGCGACAUGUGAUUUCACUGCUCAAAAAAAUUCAUCCUGGGAAGGAUUUUGAAAUUGUAACAAUGAGUACAUUAGGAGAUAAAGUCCUAGAUAUACCGUUACCAAAAAUUGGUGAAAAAUCUCUCUUCACCAAAGAACUUGAAGCAGCUUUAAGUACAGGCUGUGUAGAUUUUGUUGUACACUCAUUAAAAGAUCUUCCAACCGUAUUACCUCCAGGAAUGGCAAUUGGGGCUGUUUUGACUAGAGAGGAUCCGCGGGACGCUCUAGUGUUGCAAAAAGAUCAUGACAAAUAUUUAUUAGAGACUUUACCAGAGGGAAGCGUCAUUGGCACCUCUAGUCUACGGAGGGGAGCACAAUUGGCCCGAAAGUACCCCCAUCUCAAGGUUGAAAGCAUUAGAGGAAAUUUAAACACUAGGUUAAAAAAAUUAGAUGAGUUGGGGAAAUAUCAAGCGAUUAUUUUGGCCUCUGCGGGUCUCAUUAGGAUGGGGUGGACUAGCAGAAUAAGCAAGAUUUUAGAUUCUGACGAGCUUUUGUACGCCGUUGGCCAGGGAGCCUUGGCUGUGGAAUGCCGCGAAUCGGACGAGAAAACAAUCGAGCUCCUGAAGCCCCUUUACGACGUCCAAACUGCCCUCCGUGUUAUAUCAGAACGCAGCUUCCUCAAAACCCUCGGUGGGGGCUGUAGUGCACCAGUCGCAGUUUCUAGCGACUUGUCCCGCCUCAAAGACAACAAACACACUUUAAAAUUGAAGGGUGCCGUGUGGUCCCUUGACGGCAAAGAAGAAAUAAUCGAAACGGGAGAAUGCGAAAUCGACAUAAAAAAUACGCAACGUUGCACCGCUUGUCCUUUUAAUACUAGCAACCAGAGCACUUCUUGUGUCCGAGACAUCGAGAAUUUAAAACGUUGCGACACUUGUCCUGACCAAAUGCCGGCCAAAAAAAUCAAACUGGACGAAAUUCCAGUAGAGGUUUUGAAGAACGACCCCCACGAACAUUGCCCAGUGGCGUUACCCAUUGGGGCGGAUUUUAUGGGCAAGUGCCCAUAUCUGGAAGCAAAUAUGGACAAAUGCCCUGUUAAUGGAAAAAUAGAAGGGGCGGAGUUGUUGAAACAGUGCCCUUUUCUCAAAGAGGCAAAGACGGAAAUUAAGGCCGGUCCGAGUGACUCUAAUACGGUUUGUGGGCUUGUUCCUCACACUGAGACGCCAGUGGAGACUUUGAAACAAGCACAAGACUUGGGGGUGCGGCUAGCGCAAAGUUUGCUCGGGAAGGGGGCUGGGGAGGUCAUGGCGAAGGCACAAGCUACAAUACACAGCGCUACAAGCUAAUUUUGUAUAUUUUAUUAAUUCUAUUAAUAAAGGUUGGGAAUUUUUAAA